AUGAGUCUGGUGCUGGCUAAUUUAAAGCUAGCAGUAGAGAAGUAUUGGCCUCUUGUAGACACGCAACCCUUCCAUGAUCUAAUGCUUCAUUCAGGCAUUCCGCUUUGCUCUACUAUGCUCAUCUGGCUGCCUCACCCCCGGGAGAUUGACCGAAUCCCCUACCUCAUUAGGGCACCCAACUUGUGGGCUUUGCUGCUUGACUCUCAUAAACAAGUGGAGUAUAGCCCUUUUUACUCGACAUCUCGCUCCACUCGCUCCUAUAGGCGCUGUGACUUGCAGCACCAGCAGGUGAAACAGAUUAUGGAGGAGGCCGUGAUGCGCAAGUAUAUCCACGAAGACAGCGGCAGCAUCCUGACUUUGUGCGAAUCCGGCCUCUUUGGGGUCGGUAGACUUUGUUGGACACUUUUAGCCUCCGAUGCACUUCAGUUAGACGGAUCUCUCUUGUUUCCGGCGCCAUUUCUUUGGUCUAUAGCUUUUCCUUUCCCCUUGACAAUGGAAUCUGAUAGGAUCUUAAUGGCUAGUUUCUACGAAACUCUGAAUUCAUGCACUUUCCAGCAGUCGCCUGGGCGGAGCCAGGAUGCCUACUUUUUCCACUUAGAGAGGUUGGAGUCAAAAAUGACCAAGCAUCGAGUCCCCAGACCAGCUGCUCAGGGAUCC
Molecule: messenger RNA, 657 nt
Organism: Protopolystoma xenopodis
Lineage: Eukaryota; Metazoa; Platyhelminthes; Monogenea; Polystomatidea; Polystomatidae
Source: the annotation of a GenBank genome assembly